GUAUUUCGUUUGAAUAAUGAAUGAGCAGUUUUCCAGGGGUCGUCAAGCAUGUCCGAGGUUUACAUCUCAGAAAAUGUGUGUUAGGAGAUUAAUAAUAAUAAACUAUUCCAGCUCAACUAUCAGUGUCCAGGUGCAAACAAAAUGGUAGGGAAAUUUCAAUUUGCAAUUGAUCGUGGAGGUACAUUUACUGAUGUCUGGGCACGUUGUCCAGACGGCAAGACACGGGUAAUGAAACUGCUGUCAGUUGAUCCUACAAAUUACCCUGAUGCACCAAGGGAAGGAAUUCGUCGCAUCCUUGAGCAGGAAACUGGAAAGCCACAUCCUCCUGCAGAACCCCUCGAUACAUCUCUAAUUGAAUGGAUUCGUAUGGGAACAACAGUCGCAACCAAUGCUCUACUUGAACGUAAAGGAGAACGAACAGCCCUUGCUAUUACAAAGGGAUUCAAAGACUUGCUUUACAUAGGAAAUCAAGCACGUCCUAAUAUAUUUGAUCUUGAAAUUGUAACUCCAGAGAUGAUUUAUGAGGAUGUCGUGGAGGUUAAUGAACGUGUUUACCUUCAGCAAAAUCGCUGUCAACUUCCAAAGCCAGAAAAUUUACAAACUAUUGAAGGAAUAACUGGUGAAAGGGUAGAAAUCCAGAAAGAGAUAGAUGAGGCUAAACUACGAUCAGAUUUGGGCAAAGUGUUCGCCAAAGGCAUCCGAAGCUUAGCUGUAGUUUUGAUCCAUUCAUACAUUUUUGACGGCCAUGAACAGAAAGUUGCGCACAUUGCUAAAGAAGUAGGGUUCACACACGUGUCCACGUCCAGUCAGGUGAUGCCGAUGGUGAGAAUGGUACCAAGAGGAUACACAGCAUGUGCUGAUGCAUAUCUUACACCCUGUAUUAAGGAAUAUCUUCAGAGUUUUGCCGCUGGAUUCAAGUCUAAUCUUGAGGGGGUCAGAGUUCUUUUUAUGCAGUCUGAUGGCGGGCUUACAUCUAUGGAUACCUUCAAUGGAGCAAGGGCUAUACUUUCAGGACCUGCUGGAGGGGUCGUAGGUUAUGCCUUAACAACAUACAGCAAAGAGACUAAUCUGCCUGUGAUUGGUUUUGAUAUGGGAGGAACGUCAACUGAUGUAAGUCGAUAUGCUGGAGAGUAUGAACAUGUAUUUGAGACAACAACAGCCGGCAUCAGCAUCCAAGCUCCCCAACUGGAUAUCAACACAGUAGCUGCAGGUGGCGGUUCUCAACUGUUCUUUCGAUCUGGAAUGUUUGUGGUUGGUCCAGAUUCAGCCGGAGCACAUCCAGGACCUACUUGCUACAGGAAGGGUGGUCCGCUAUGUGUCACCGAUGCAAACCUCAUUCUUGGCCGACUUCUCCCCGAACUAUUCCCUAAAAUAUUUGGCCCGAAUGAAAACGAAGAAUUGGAUAAAAAAUCUUGUCUACAAUGUUUUCAAAAACUAACUCAGGAGAUUAACAGUUUUAGAGCUGGUAGUGAUGGCGGUAAACAGAUGACAGUGGAAGAGGUUGCUAUGGGUUUUAUAGAUGUUGCGAAUGAAACAAUGUGUCGUCCAAUUCGCAAUCUGACCCAGGCCAAAGGUCACGAUACUUCACGUCACAUGCUGGCUUGUUUCGGAGGAGCAGGCGGUCAACAUGCUUGUGCAAUAGCACGUUCACUUGGAAUGGCCACUGUUUUCAUACAUAAAUACUCAGGAAUUCUGUCUGCAUAUGGGAUGGCCCUUGCGGAUGUAGUUUACGAGAGUCAGGAGCCAUGCGCAUUCCCUUAUGAUGAGGGCAGCUUCGAUCAGAUAGGCACCAAACUGGACAAACUGACACAAGACUGUAUCAGAGCUCUACAAGAACAAGGCUUUGAAAGAGACCAGAUACACACUGAACCUUUCUUGCACAUGCGGUAUCAGAAGACAGAUUGCGCCCUCAUGUGUUCACCUAUUCCUAGUUCAGAUAAGAGUCCUAAAUAUGGUGACUUUCAAAAGGCAUUCACAGAUAGAUAUCAGAGAGAAUUCGGAUUUACAAUACCUGGUCGAGAAAUCAUUAUUGAUGACAUCCGUGUAAGGGGCAUCGGCAAAACUCUAGCUCAGGAUAACACGCAUUUGACACCGAGUUCUGAACCACCAAAACCAGAAAAGGUUACAAGGUGUUACUUUGAGAAGGGUUAUCAGAAUACAGGAGUGUUUCUACUGGAGAAACUAAGCUACGGACAAACAAUUGCAGGGCCUGCCAUCUUGAUAGAGAAGAACAGUACUAUACUAGUAGAACCCAACUGCCAGGCGUCAAUCACAUCUGCUGGCGAUGUCAAAAUACAGAUUGGCUCUGGUGAAAUUAAGACAGUCGGUACUGAACUAGACAUGAUUCAGUUGUCCAUCUUCUCGCAUCGAUUCAUGAGUACGGCUGAACAGAUGGGCAGGAUUCUUCAAAGAACAUCAAUAUCAACCAACAUUAAGGAACGCUUAGACUUUUCUUGUGCUGUGUUUGGGGAUGAUGGCGGUCUCGUUGCCAAUGCUCCUCAUAUACCAGUGCACCUGGGUGCAAUGCAGGAAACUGUGCAAUACCAGAUGAGAGCUCUUGAUGGUGACAUCAAUGAUGGUGACAUGAUCCUUAGCAAUCAUCCGUGUGCUGGCGGCAGUCAUCUUCCAGAUUUAACCGUCAUCACACCAGUUUUUCACAAGGGACAGAAGAAACCAGUUUUCUUUGUAGCCAGUAGAGGUCAUCAUGCUGAUAUUGGGGGGAAAACGCCAGGGUCAAUGCCUCCAUUCUCCAAAAGCAUUGAUGAGGAAGGUGCUGUCUUUUGGUCCUUUAAACUUGUCAAAAACGGAAUAUUUCAAGAAGAAGCUGUUACUGAAGCAUUUAUGGCACCUGGCAAAAUUCCUGGCAACAGUGGUACAAGGAAUCUUCAUGACAACCUGGCUGAUUUAAGAGCACAGGUGGCAGCCAAUCAAAGGGGUGUCAUUCUGAUCGAAAAACUCAUUGAUGAGUAUAGUCUUCCUGUGGUUCAGGCAUACAUGAAACAUAUACAGAACACUGCUGAGGUGGCUAUCUCAGACAUGAUGCGACAGAUAGGGCGACAGACCCAGCAGCAUACUGGCCAGACCAGACUAUCAGCCAUCGAUCACAUGGAUGAUGGCACUCCAUUGAAGUUAACUGUUGAUAUUAAUAUUGAUCAGGGGACAGCUGUGUUUGAUUUUGCCGGCACAGGUCCUGAAGUACAUGGCAAUAAGAAUGCGCCACGUGCCAUCACUACCUCGGCUAUCAUCUACUGUCUGCGGUGUAUGGUGGGCCAUGAUAUACCUCUCAAUCAGGUACUUGUUAUUCUGUAUUUGUUCAGAUAUCCUGUUAUACUGCAAAGGUUCCAAUUAAAUUCCGGUUCCGGUGGAAACGGCAAGUGGGUUGGUGGUGACGGUGUCAUCAGAGAAGUGCUGUUCAGAAAGCCAUUAACCGUGUCGAUCUUGACGGAGAGGAGGAGCUUCCAACCAUAUGGAAUGGAUGGAGGGGAUCCUGGAAAACGUGGGAUGAAUCUGUUCUGUUACCAUGAUGGAAGGGUCGUCAAUCUUGGUGGGAAGAAUUCAAUUCAAGUAGUUGCUGGGGACUGCUUGCAGACGUUAACACCCGGAGGCGGCGGUUAUGGGUCAAAAGAUUAUGAGGAUAUGGAGAUGGGAGGGCCCAGGAAAAGGAGGAGGACCAAUAAUCCAGGCGAGGGCGGUUUCCAUGGCCAUGGAAGUCUUCAUGCUUUCAAAGCAGCUCAAGAACAAGCUUAAAAUGCAAAUUGGUUAAAAACGUGCAAAAACAUUGUAUUGGAAUAAUUCCAUUAAUAUAGGUUCUUUUUUUAGUUGUUAAUCAUAGUGUUCCUAUUCCGAUUUAUAUUUAUUGUUAUUUUUUCUUGCUUUAUUUCCACCUGUAUAAUGCUAAUAGGUAAUAAAUAAUGUAGUCAUCAUAUACAUUUUAUUAUAUACAGUAUACACAUAAAGUAUAUUAUGUCUAUUUUGAAUUUUAGUGUAAGGUUGAAGAGAGAACAUACAGUAAUUCACUAAUUAAUUUUGUGCUACAGGGAAAUACUGUAUAGUCUUUAUUGGAAAUAUAAAUAAAUAUAUAAUUAGAUAUAGUUAUGUUAUUCACUGUGUAAUUUUUCGGUGCCAUGUUUGAAGUUUUUGAAAAGUACAAAAUGAUAAAGUAAUAACAAAAUAAUUUAUGAGUAUUGAAGCCCUAGUAAAAAAUAAUAUUAAAUAUUACCUUGUGUAUUACCUAUGGAUUUAUUUUAAAAUAAAGUCAAUCAAUCAAUAAGUGGUAAUUAAAUAGUGGAUGCAGAAACAAAACAGAUUGGUGUAUAUACUAGAUGUAAUUUUAUUGCAAAUAAAAAAGAACUAUAUAGGUAGUAAAAUACAACAUUUAGUACAACUUGCAGUACUAGAAUUUACAAAUAGAGUACUGUAGUUCAUCUAAUUGAAUGUUAUUCUAUUAGUGGGAGAGGUCAAAGAGCUUGUGCAGGGGCACGGGUGAUUGGGUUAUCUGAAUUGUUUUCAUAUUGUAUGUGGUGUUGAAGUAAAUUAUACCUCAAAGUGCAAAGUAUCAUUUAAA
Molecule: messenger RNA, 4564 nt
Organism: Anneissia japonica
Lineage: Eukaryota; Metazoa; Echinodermata; Crinoidea; Comatulida; Comatulidae
Product: 5-oxoprolinase-like
Exons: 24
Coding region: 142-3747 (1201 amino acids)
Biological process (GO): glutathione metabolic process
Cellular component (GO): cytosol
Molecular function (GO): 5-oxoprolinase (ATP-hydrolyzing) activity
Source: RefSeq, a predicted model, not a curated record